This is a messenger RNA of Pectinophora gossypiella (pink bollworm), 4031 nucleotides long. It is a transcript of the gene Ser, whose product is annotated as protein jagged-2-like. Lineage: Eukaryota; Metazoa; Arthropoda; Insecta; Lepidoptera; Gelechiidae. The transcript is spliced from 14 exons. Gene Ontology annotation, cellular component: membrane. Bases 168 to 3731 code for a protein of 1187 amino acids. Gene Ontology annotation, biological process: cell communication; multicellular organism development; Notch signaling pathway. The record is from RefSeq and is a predicted model, not a curated record. Gene Ontology annotation, molecular function: calcium ion binding; Notch binding.
CCCCGCGGCGAGCGCACGUCCGCGCACCGUAUAGCGUUUGUGCAGUCGUGCUUCCUCCGUGCUGUGGUGCGUCCGUGCUGUCGUGCAGUGUGAGUGUGUACCGGCGUGCCGGGAGUGCAGUGUGUGCAGCUGCGGCAUGCGGGCGGCAUGCGCGCUGCGCUGACCCGAUGCGCCGCGCGCGCACUGUGCCCGCCCUGCUGCUCGCUCUCGCCCUCGCCUGCCUCACGCAUAGCGCGGCGGGGGCGGGCGUGUUCGAGCUGCAGAUCCUCGAGUUCAGCAACUACCGGCUGCGGCUGGCGUCGGGCGCGUGCUGCGGCGGCGGCGCCGCGCCCGCUGGCGGCGCCGCGCCCGCGCCCGCCGCCGCGCCCGCGCCCGCGCCCGCCUGCGCCGCGCCGUGCCGCACAAGGUUCACGCUCUGCCUCAAGGAGUACCAGUCGGCCGCGGCGCCCGGCGCCUGCUCCUUCGGCCGCGCCGCCUCGCCCGUGCUCGGCACCGACUCCUUCACUCUCGUCGACCCGCUCUAUACUCUCUCGCUGCCGUUCUCUUUUCGCUGGACGCGAUCUUUUACGCUUAUACUGCAGGCCUACGACGACUACAACUACACGGAGCCGGAGGAGACGGGUCUGAUCGAGGAGGCGUGGUGGUCGGGCAUCGUGGAGCCGGGCGCGGAGUGGCACGCGCUGCGGCACGCGGGCGCCGCGGCCGGGGUGGCGUACCGCGUGCGCGUCACGUGCCAGCCCAACUACUACAACGCCACGUGCACCACGUUCUGCCGGCCGCGCGACGACAAGUUCGGCCACUACUCGUGCUCGCCGCAGGGCGACAAGCGCUGCCUGCCCGGCUGGCAGGGCGACAACUGCGAACAACCUGUAUGUAAGGAGGGAUGUCACCCGACACACGGCCGAUGUGAUCAUCCCGGUGACUGCGACUGCCGGCCGGGCUGGCGCGGGGAGCUGUGCUCGCAGUGUCAGCCGUACCCCGGCUGCAAGCACGGCUACUGCAACGGCUCCUCCUGGGACUGCACCUGCGACACCAACUGGGGCGGCAUCCUCUGUGAUCAAGAUCUCAACUACUGCGGCACGCACGAGCCGUGCCAGCACGGCGGCACGUGCGAGAACACGGCGCCGGACCAGUACCUGUGCACGUGCGCCGAGGGCUUCUCCGGCGUGGACUGCGAGCGCGUGGACAACCCGUGCGCGCCCGGCCCGUGCGCCCACGGCGCCUGCACGCUGGCCGCGGCGCCGCCCGGCUUCCAGUGCACGUGCGAGCCCGGCUGGAGCGGCGCCGCCUGCGACUCGGACAUCGACGACUGCGCCAGCGCCCCCUGCGCGCACGGCGCCACUUGCCGCGACCUCGUCAACGCCUUCGCCUGCGACUGCGCGCCCGGCUGGACCGGACCUACCUGCACCGACGACGUGGACGAGUGCUCGGCGCCGGCGCCGAGUGGGGCCGUGGGGGGCGCCGAGGGCGCGGGGGUCGAUGCGGCUCUGGGCCCGUGCGUGAACGCGGCCGCAUGCAACAACACCAUGGGCGGGUACGCGUGCAGCUGCCUGGCGGGCUGGACGGGCCGCGACUGCGAGCUCAACGUGGACGACUGCACGGGCCAGUGCCUCAACGGUGCCACCUGCAUCGACCUCGUGGACGACUUCCACUGCGCGUGCGCGGCGGGCUACGCGGGCCGCACGUGCGCGCGCGACGUGGACGACUGCGCGCCGCGCCCCUGCCGCAACGGCGGCGAGUGCGUGGACCUGCUGGACGCCUACCGCUGCAUCUGCCCCGUCGGCUUCUCCGGGGACAACUGUGAGGAUGACCGCGACCACUGCGCGGGCGCCCCGUGCGCCAACGGCGCGGCGUGCUACACGGCGCAGAGCGACUACUACUGCCACUGCGCGCCCGGCUGGAGCGGCAAGAACUGCACGGCGCGAGCGCGCGAGCCCUGCGCCGCCGCCGCCUGCCUGCACGGCCGCUGCGUGCACGGCCGCUGCGCCUGCGCGCCCGGCUACGCCGGCCCGCUCUGCGCCGACCAAAUAAAUGAGUGUGCGGUGAAUCCGUGUAGAAACAAUGCUUCGUGUGUCGAUGGACCCGCCGACUUCGCUUGUCUGUGCCCCGAAGGAUGGACCGGUAAAACUUGUGCAGUGCGUUUAGAGAGCGGGCCGUGCGUAGACGGUAGAUGCGACAACGGCGGUACGUGCGUGAGGGAUGGUGGAUCGUGGCGCUGCGCGUGCGCGGCCGGGUGGACGGGCGCGGCGUGCGACGUGGCGAGUGGCGGCGGCGCGUGCGCCUGCGUGCACGGCGCCUGCGUGGCGCGCGGCGGCGGCUGGGCGUGCGCGUGCCGCGAGGGCUGGGUGGGCGCGCGCUGCGACGUGGCGCUGGACGGCUGCGCGUCGGCGCCGUGCCGCAACGGCGCGCGCUGCGUGGGCGGCGCGGGCUGGUGGGCGUGCGAGUGCGCGCCGGGCUGGGCCGGGCCCGACUGUGCGCAGCCGCGCGCCGCCUGCCGCCCCGCCUGCCCGCCGCCGGCGCUGUGCCGCAGCGACGCCCUGGGCGCGCGCUGCGUCUGCCCCGACGCGCCCGUGCGCGCCGCCACGCGCUGCCUCGAACUGAUCGCGGGGCUGGGCGUGGAGGCGGAGGACGGCGCGGCGGCGGCGGCGGCCAGCAAGGCGGACGCGGCCGUGGAGAGCGCGUGGGGCAGCUCGGCCGGCACGUGCGGCGCCAACGGCACGUGGUGGUGGGGCUGCAACGCGUGCUGGUGCGCGGCGGCCGCGCCCGCCUGCACGCGCCUGUGGUGCGGCCUGCCCGACUGCCUGGCGCCGCGCGCCGCGCCCUGCCGCACCGACGAGGUGUGCGUGCCCGCGGCGCCGGCGCUGUGCCUGCGGCCGCCGUGCGCGCCGCUGGGCGAGUGCCGGCGCGUGGCGGGGCGGCGCGUGGAGCCGCCCGCGCUGCCCGCGCCCGCCGCCUGCUGGCCCGGCGCGCGCGGCCCGCCGCCGCCCGGCUGCGCGCGCGCCGCGCUGCAGCUGGCGCGCGAGCGGCUGGCGCGCGGCGCGCACGUGGAGCGCGCCUGCGCCGCGCUGCGCCGCAGCCUGGCCACCGUGCUGGCCGCGCGCGCGCCGCCCGCGCCGCCGCUCGUGCUGCUGUGCGACCUGGCGCCCGACGACGACGACGCGCUCGACCUCGCCCUGUGGAUCGGCGACGAGGAGGGCGCGGACGGCGCGGCCAACGCGGAGACGCUGGCGGCGGCGGUCCGCGCGCUGUCGGAGCUGGUGGCGCGGCGCCGGCUGGCCGAGCACGCGCUGCUGGGCGCGGCGCUGCGCCUGCGCGUGGCGCACGGCGCGCCGCCGCCCGCGCCCGCCGCCGCGCCGCCGCCCGCGCUGCUGGCGCUGGCCGCGCUGCUGCCGCUGGCGCUGCUGCUGGCGGCCGCGGCCGCGCUGUUGCUGCGCCGCCGCCGCGCCGCCGCCGCCGCCGAGCGCGAUCGCCGCUGCGACGAGGAGAAGUCCAACAACCUGCAGAACGAGGAGAACCUGCGCCGCUACGCCAACCCGCUGCGCGCGUCCCCGCCGCUGGCGCCGCCGCCCGCCGAGCUGCCGCGCGCGCACACGCUGUACAAGGCGCAGAACGCCGACGCGCGCAACCACACGCCGCCGCGCGACAAGGAGCUCACCAAGCGCGCGCUGCCGCCGCCCGACCCGCCCCCCGCGCGCCGCGCGCCGCCCGAGCGCCUCACCGUGCUUGUGUGACGUCAGCGCCGCGCCCGCCCCCCGCGCCCCGCCCCUCCAGGCGCGUGUGAUACUAAUGUAGCACUAGUGUAGAGUGUAAGCAGAUCGUGUACUUAGCGCGAUUCCAUGUUCUCACUAUUUAUUGUGUUCGAGUUGCGCCCUUGUAAAUAUGUAAUUUUGUAAAUAGAGAUGUUGAAGAGUGUACCUAUUUUGUAUGGAUUGAAGAUUUGUAAGUGAUGAUGAUGUAUUUUUGUGUAAAGAAGGUUGUAUGUACAAUUAAAUGGAUUAAUAAUAACGUUAUUAAAACGCUAUCGAGGUUAA